Messenger RNA from Solanum tuberosum (potato), 1385 nucleotides. Its product is annotated as protein crooked neck. The record is from RefSeq and is a predicted model, not a curated record. Gene Ontology annotation, biological process: spliceosomal complex assembly; mRNA splicing, via spliceosome. Lineage: Eukaryota; Viridiplantae; Streptophyta; Magnoliopsida; Solanales; Solanaceae. Gene Ontology annotation, molecular function: protein binding. Gene Ontology annotation, cellular component: precatalytic spliceosome; post-mRNA release spliceosomal complex; Prp19 complex.
UCUUUUCUACAAAUUCAACAUUCAAUUAAUGGCUUCGGGUUACCUCACUCGUAAGGAAACGGAGGUAAAGGUUGCUAUGGCUAGGCGGGUGAAGAACAAAACCCCAGCCCCAAUCCAAAUCACGGCGGAGCAAAUCCUCCGAGAAGCUAGGGAGCGUCAAGAGGCAGAAAUCAGACCGCCCAACCAGAAAAUCACUGACCAAACAGAAGUAGCUGAUUACCGUCUUCGCAAGCGAAAGGAAUUUGAAUCCUUAAUUAGCCGUGUAGGCUGGAACAAGAAUGUGUGGGUGAAAUAUGCUGAAUGGGAAGAAUCACAAAACGACUUGAAGCGUGCUCGUUCUAUCUGGGAACGUGCGCUUGGAAUUGAUGCACUUAACCGUGACCAUACCAUCUGGUUGAAGUAUGUCCAUAUGGAGAUGAAGAAUAAGUUUGUUAAUCAUGCUCGCAAUCUAUGGGAUCGAGCUGUUAUCCGUUUGCCUAGGGUUGAUCAGUUGUGGUACAGGUAUAUUCAUAUGGAAGAGAUGCUCGGCAAUGUAACUGGUGCAAGAGGGAUUUUUGAGAGGUGGAUGGGGUGGAUGCCGGACCAGCAAGGGUGGUUGUCUUACAUUAAGUUUGAGUUAAGGUAUAAUGAAAUAGAGAGGGCAAGAGAAAUUUUUGAGAGAUUGGUUCAGUGUCAUCCGAAAGUUAUUGCUUGGAUUAGGUUUGCAAAAUUUGAGAUGAAGAAUGGGGAGAUAGGGAGGGUAAGGAAUUGUUAUGAGAGGGCUGUGGAUAAGUUGGCAGAUGACGAUGAGGAAGCUGAGCAGUUGUUUGUGGCAUUUGCAGAAUUCGAGGAAAAGUGUAGGGAGACGGACAGAGCAAGGUGCAUAUAUAAAUUUGCACUUGAUCACAUACCGAAAGGGCGAGCUGAGGAUUUGUUCAGCAAGUUUGUGGCAUUUGAAAAGCAGUAUGGUGAUAGGGAAGGUAUUGAGGAUGUUAUAGUUGGAAAAAUGAGGUUUCAAUAUGAGGAUCAAGUAAAGAAGAAUCCACGUAACUAUGAUACGUGGUUUGAUUAUAUCCGUCUAGAAGAGCGCAUUGGAAAUAAAGAGAGGAUUAGAGAGGUUUAUGAGAGAGCCAUUGCUAAUGUUCCUCCUGCUGAAGAGAAGCGGUAUUGGCAGCGAUACAUUUACUUAUGGAUUAAUUAUGCAUUAUAUGAAGAGCUUGAUGCACAAGAUAUGGAAAGGGCCAAACAUGUUUACAGGGAGUGUCUUAAGCUGAUUCCGCCACAAGUUCUCAUUUGCAAAGAUUUGGUUGUUGGCUGCCCAGUUUGAGAUUCGGCAGUUAAGACUCAAGGAGGCACGACUUUUUCUUGGAGAAGCUAUUGGUAGGGCUCCUAAAGACAAGAUAUUU